AUGAAGCCGAGUGUGGGACUCUUCCAGGUUGCCAAGGACGUGACGAAGGAUCUCAGCGAUUCGGCGUUCUUCUACCAACUUCCAGUUACGCUUCAACGUUUCUUCGAGCGCUAUCCGCCUGUACCAUUCAAGCAGUAUGCCACCAAGCCUACGCUGACGACCGCUGAGGAUGCCAAUCCGUUCUUGCCAAACAAGCACCCAGUAACGCAGAAGUACCAUGAUCCCAAGUACUCGCUGCGUCGUCAGUCGGAUCUCUGGAAGCUUGCGUACAGAUAUGGCGUGCAAGACUGUCUCCCACAGUUGCAGGGCGACAAGAAGUUCUACGAGGAGAAGUACGAGGCCAAUGAGUACCUGAAGGGCACACUGAGACCAAAGGGACGCAGAUACGAGAAGAACGUGACUGAAAGAAGGGCAAAGGUUGUAGAGGCGUUGGCGAAGGCUGACGAAAAGAUUCUCUCGGUGAAGGGUAACAAGUACAAGAGAUUACUCGAGAGAAGAGAGAAGAAGAAACAGACCUGGAUUUGAUGGCUACAUAGGGUGCGGGAUGGAAACCAUGUAUAUAUUAUAAGUGCAGCAAGUGUGCUAGAUUCCACAGUAUCGAGUGUAGCUUGUAUGCUUGGUCUUGGAU
Molecule: messenger RNA, 628 nt
Organism: Williopsis jadinii
Lineage: Eukaryota; Fungi; Ascomycota; Saccharomycetes; Phaffomycetales; Wickerhamomycetaceae
Gene: MRPL25
Product: mitochondrial 54S ribosomal protein mL59
Exons: 1
Coding region: 1-525 (174 amino acids)
Cellular component (GO): mitochondrial large ribosomal subunit
Molecular function (GO): structural constituent of ribosome
Source: RefSeq, a predicted model, not a curated record